Messenger RNA from Thermothelomyces thermophilus ATCC 42464, 1428 nucleotides. Its product is annotated as ferulic acid esterase. The record is from RefSeq and is a predicted model, not a curated record. Lineage: Eukaryota; Fungi; Ascomycota; Sordariomycetes; Sordariales; Chaetomiaceae. Gene Ontology annotation, cellular component: extracellular region. The coding region runs from base 544 to 1428 and encodes 294 amino acids. Gene Ontology annotation, molecular function: hydrolase activity. The transcript is spliced from 3 exons.
CUGUUUGGAAGUUUCUUAUUGUGAGAGGGGGCUCGAGUCACGGCAACCAAGUUCGGCGCCUGGUCAUCUCUGGAGCUGACCACGCCUUUGGCCGUCGUCGAUUCCGCGUCUCAGAGCCGAGUUGGCGGGCCCCGUGCAGGUUAAAUUGUCUGCAGCGCCCGGCUACCUGGAACUCCGAGCGAUUACCAGUUUCGGCUCGGAGCACGACCUUCGCCAACCCCAGAUCGGCCACUUCAAGGGACCGAAACCGUUGCCGUGGCCCGAUGCCGUGCAAGUCGAGCCUCCUCCUCCUCCUCCUCUCCUCCUUCUUCUCCUCCGAGGCCAAGUCCGUGAAUACACCAACGACGCCGUUACGUUGCUGAUACUUAAGUAAGGAAGGGCGCGGCGCUCGCUGCUGCUGAUGUGAAGACGAGGAGCAGACUUGAACAUUGGUAAAGCAGAGCACUGUUUGAUUGCGCUCGUGCACUCGCCACCAUCAUCCAAUUAACAUACCUAGCCCAUAAUUAUCGGACACUGGCGUUCGAGCACCGCCCACCGCCCACCAUGCGUCUCCUGCGAUCGCUCACCAAGAUGGCCGCCAUGGCCGGCCUGGCCGCGGGCGCGUCACUGCAGCCGGUGACCAACUUUGGCGACAAUCCGACCGGUCUGCAGAUGUAUGUGUACGUUCCGGACAAAGUUGCGGUCUUGCCCGCCAUCAUCGUUGCUCUGCAUCCCUGUGGAGGAUCGGCUCAGGGAUGGUACUCGCAGACACGGCUCCCGUCGUACGCGGACCAGCUUGGGUUCAUCCUCAUCUACGCCGGCACGACCAAGAUGAGCAACUGCUGGGACGUCCAGAACCCGGCCAGCCUGACACACAACGGCGGGGGCGACGCCGGGGGCAUCGUCAGCAUGGUCAAGUACGCGCUGAAGCAGUACAACGGCGACGCGUCGAGGGUGUACGUCAUGGGGGGCUCGUCGGGGGCCAUGAUGACCAACGUGCUGGCGGGCUCGUACCCGGACGUGUUCGAGGCCGGCGCGGCCUUCUCCGGGGUGGCGCACGCGUGCUUCCUCGGGGCCGACUCGGCGACGCCCUUCUCGCCUAACCAGACGUGCGCGCAGGGCCGGAUCCAGCGGUCGGCGCGCGAGUGGGGGGACCUGGUGCGCAACUCGUUCCCGGCCUACGACGGCCGCCGCCCGCGCAUGCAGAUCUUCCACGGCAACGCCGACUUCCUCGUCCGUCCCGAGUGCGCCCACCAGGCCCUCGCCCAGUGGGCCGACGUCCUCGGCCUCCAGCUGACCCAGACCAACAAGGGCGUGCCCUCGGCCGAGUACACCCAGGAGGUCUACGGCGACGGCACCCAGCUGCAGGGCUUCUUUGGCGACGGCGUCGGCCACAUCGCCCCGGUCAACGAGCCCGUCAUGCUCCGCUUCUUUGGCCUGAUGAACUAG